Globicephala melas (long-finned pilot whale) is the source of this 945-nucleotide messenger RNA. It is a transcript of the gene FEV, whose product is annotated as FEV transcription factor, ETS family member. The record is from RefSeq and is a predicted model, not a curated record. Gene Ontology annotation, cellular component: nucleus. NCBI's taxonomy places the organism in Eukaryota, Metazoa, Chordata, Mammalia, Artiodactyla, Delphinidae. Gene Ontology annotation, biological process: regulation of transcription by RNA polymerase II; cell differentiation. Gene Ontology annotation, molecular function: DNA-binding transcription factor activity, RNA polymerase II-specific; sequence-specific DNA binding.
AUGGGUGAGAAGGAGGGAGCCCCCUACCCCCUUGUGGCCCCGGGGGACCCCUCCAUCCCCCGCCACACCCGGGCAGCCCCCUCCCGCCAGGCCUUGCUGGACCCAGCGCCUUCUCCCUGUCACCCGCUGUCGCCUCGGGCGGGGAUCGGUGCCCCGGAGCGCAAAGCCUGACGCGAUCCCCCUCUCCCACCCCCACCCCCACCUCCCACCGCCCAGGCCCUGGCGGCGAUGAGACAGAGCGGCGCCUCCCAACCCCUGCUGAUCAACAUGUACCUGCCAGAUCCCGUCGGAGACGGUCUCUUCAAGGAAGGAAAGAGCCCGGGGUGGGGGCCGCUGAGCCCCGCGGUACAAAAAGGCAGCGGCCAGAUCCAGCUGUGGCAGUUUCUGCUGGAGCUGCUGGCUGACCGCGCGAACGCCGGCUGCAUCGCGUGGGAGGGUGGCCACGGCGAGUUCAAGCUCACGGACCCAGACGAGGUGGCGCGGCGCUGGGGCGAGCGCAAGAGCAAGCCCAACAUGAACUACGACAAGCUGAGCCGCGCGCUGCGCUACUACUAUGACAAGAACAUCAUGAGCAAGGUGCACGGCAAGCGCUACGCCUACCGCUUCGACUUCCAGGGCCUGGCGCAGGCCUGCCAGCCGCCCCCCGCGCACGCUCACGCCGCCGCCGCCGCGGCCGCCGCCGCGGCCGCCGCCGCCCAGGAAGGCGCACUCUACAAGCUGCAGCCCAGCCUGGCCCCACUGCCCUUCCCCGGCCUCUCCAAACUCAACCUCAUGGCCGCCUCGGCCGGCGUCGCGCCCGCCGGCUUCUCCUACUGGCCGGGUCCGGGCCCCGCCGCCGCCGCCGCCGCCACCGCCGCGCUCUACCCCAGCCCCGGGUUGCAGCCCCCGUCCGGGCCCUUCGGCGCGGUGGCCGCCGCCUCGCACCUGGGGGGCCAUUACCACUAG